CCGCUUCCAUCUCGCCUCGCAACACGGAAGGUAGCGAAAUGGCAGAGAUUCAGGGCGGACAUCAGCAACCCUAGAACCAGCACAAACAAUAAUGGUCUGAUUCCAUCCACCAAACGUCUUUUUUAUCGUGGGCUUAUCGCUUGUCCGUUUCGCAUGACUGACCGACUCCGAACAAGACUCCGCUCGUUCCCCCUCAUUCUGCUCCUCGUCUAGGGAAACGGGGGGAAUCAAUCUUACUUUGCCUUUGCGCUCGAGCGCUCGCUCCCAUGGUGCACGUGGAUCGUGAUGGAAAGACGGGACGGGGUAGGAUAGCAAAAGGUCCUUGUACUCUAGUCUCCCGCCUCGAUUGCUUCAUGUUGAUGACAAUGGUGAAGGGUAGACACAGCUACCCCUCUAUCCUCUCUGACACCCAACGUCACCCUUGCUCGCCCCUCCUGCCUCUCUGA
Messenger RNA from Periconia digitata, 446 nucleotides. NCBI's taxonomy places the organism in Eukaryota, Fungi, Ascomycota, Dothideomycetes, Pleosporales, Periconiaceae. The record is from the annotation of a GenBank genome assembly.